ACCUGCACCGGGACACGGGACCCGGGUCAGGCCGCCCUGGGCCUCGGGGUUCCCCGGCCACCUGGAGAGCGCGCUGCGGGGAUCUUCCCUGUUGGGACUUUGCACCAGUGGUCACUUCUCCAGCUGCCGAGGCGAACUUGGCCGAUGACCACCCUCCCUGCCCUCAGCCCAUAGGGACGUCUGCCGCUGUGGGGGACUGCGGACAAGCCCCCUAUUCUGCCGCUGAUCACCCAUCUGGGGCCCUGACUGUCCUUUAAGGAACUUAAGAGAGCUGCCACGCACAACACACAAAGGGACAGAGAGCAGCCGGGAGCAGGGCCACACCUGGAGAAGCAGCCCCUGCCGUGGGCAAGGGGGCUGCCAGUGUCUGGACGGCGGUGCUGGCACGUCCCUGGGGUCCCUGCUGUUGCGCUGACGGACAGGCUGGUCUUCAGGGUUCUUGGCACACAUGUUUUUCAGCCUGUUCCUGCCACACCCUCUUCCCCACGCCCGCUGCUGGGGGACACUGAGGGCAGCUGGAUUCAACCCCAGGACCUGUGGUUCUGGCUUCUUUCGUUAAAAUGCAGAAACGGAGGCCCAGAGAGGUUAAUAGCCUGCCUGGGGUCCCCCAGCCCAGAUGCUGCAGAGCUGACAUUUGAAUCCAGAGAAGAGCAAGCUGAGGCUGGAGCUGAACAGAGGGCAGGGAGGCGAGUGGUGGCCUGAGAGGCCUGGAACAGUGCCUGGCACACAGUAGAUGCUUCAUAAACAUUCCAUGAAUGAAGUCAAUCUCUACAAGUCUCUGAAGUUGGUUCUGCUCAUAUCCCUAUUUCAUGGACGGACAAAUCAAGGUCGAACCACAGUCAGGGCUGGGACCUGGCAGGGACUGCGGAAGGCCAGCUGGUCUUGUUCUUGGGAUGAUGGAAACAGCAGCGCCUGAAAUGAGGCCUGGGUUUGGAUUUCAGCCCUGCCCAACCUGCUUUGUGACACCGGGGAAGCAGUUAACCUCUCUGUGCCUGUUUCCUCAUCUGUUGAACCCGAGCCAGGCCAGUCCCUGUAACCUAAGGUCUAUUGUGAGAUCAAGUGAGUUCAUCCCUCUGAAAUGUCUGGCAUGCGGUAGGAACUCACAACAUUAUUUCAGGGAUACAGGAGGGCAGGAGGUUAUGAGGCUGUCUGGGGAGGCUGGUGAGACCCAGGUUCUAGUCCUGUCUCUGCUCCUUAGGAGUUGUGGGCACAUGGGCUGCCUGCUUCCACCCUGUGAGUGUCAGUUUUCUCAUCUGUGAAACGGGGAUGUAGAGUGGCCGCAAGGUCCCCUCGGGGCACUGGGUGACCUAGCAUCAGUGGUAUUGUGCGUAACAGCCCUUCCAUGGGGUCCAGGCCCCGGGCUCCCCUCCAGGCCCGGCGAUUGCGGCCAUGAAGCUGAACGAGCGCAGCCUGGCCUUCUACGCCACCUGCGACGCCCCAGUGGACAACGCAGGCUUCCUGUACAAGAAGGGCGGGCGACACGCAGCCUACCACCGGCGCUGGUUCGUCCUGCGUGGGAACAUGCUCUUCUACUUCGAGGAUGCGGCCAGCCGCGAGCCUGUGGGCGUCAUCAUCCUGGAGGGCUGCACCGUGGAGCUGGUGGAGGCCGCGGAGGAGUUCGCCUUCGCCGUGCGCUUCGCGGGGACCCGGGCGCGCACCUACGUGCUGGCCGCUGAGAGUCAGGCCGCCAUGGAGGGUUGGGUCAAGGCCCUGUCGCGUGCCAGCUUCGACUACCUGCGGCUGGUGGUACGUGAGCUGGAGCAGCAGCUGGCGGCUGUGCGCGGCGAGGGUGGCAUGGCCCUGCCCCAGCCUCAGUCCCUGCCCUUGCCCCCGUCCCUGCCCUCUGCCCCGGCCCCAGUCCCAUUCCUGCCCUCUGCCCCGGCCCCAGUCCCAGCCCUGCCCCUGCCCCGCCGGUCCAGCGCCCUCCCGCCCAAGGAGAAUGGCUGCGCUGUCUGGAGCACUGAGGCCACCUUCAGACCUGGACCCGAGCCCCCUCCGCCACCGCCUCGCCGCCGGGCCUCGGCACCCCACGGGCCCCUGGACGUGGCCCCCUUCGCCCGGCUGCACGAGUGCUAUGGCCAGGAGAUCCGGGCCCUGCGCGGCCAGUGGCUCAGCAGCCGGGUCCAGCCCUGAGGCCACCAGGGCACCUGUUUUAGGGGGACGCAAGCUCCAUGCCCUCUGGGACAGGCCGGGUACUGGAGAGACUGGGGGAGCUGGUCCUGAGGGAAAUCAUGGGCAAAGCUGGCUUCCAGUCCCUGAAUGGCCUGGUUUUGGGGGAUGCAGGCUCUGAGAAGGUGCUGGAUUCUGAAUGGGCCUUUAGGACCAUGUGAUUCAGAAGGCCUACCCUUGAGAGGACCUCACACGCGACACUAAGGAGAAUCCAGGGCCUGAGGGGGAGGUUUCCUGAGAACUCUGGCCCCAGGCUGGCCUGAGCUGCCUGGCAGAGGCCUUUGCUGGCAACAGCCCUUGCUGGGCCUGCAGCUCAGAGGGUCACUGGGACUGAGGACAAUCUGUGGCCUGAAAAGCAAAUGCACAGUUAGUGCGGCUCCUGACCGGGCCCUCAGGGUGGAUAGAGAGAGGAUCGGUUGUGGCAGCUACACCUGGGCCUGGCCUUGCUCCAGGACCUGCCAGAGGAGCUGACCUGGCUCCGUGCCUGCCUGUCUCCAGGAGCAGGACAGUGGCUUGGAGGGUGGCGACUGGGGACACAGGUGCAGGUGUUAGUGCAGGACCGGAAGGGUGAGGUUGCCUGGUCGCUGGGGCUCCUGGCCUGGGCCGGCUGAGGCAGGACUCUGCCGGGUCCCCUGCCAGGCCUUAUGGUGGUGCUCCUGGUGGUAGUGGCUUUCUGGCUGCAGGCCCUGUCUUUGUCUCCGUGGUGGCUCUCACAGGGCUUUCCAGACACUCCUUGACUGCAUCCUUCAGUCUUGGCCCCCAGGCCUGGGGCCCCUUGGGAGCUCUCCUGACCUCCCUUUCUGGGCUGGGCAGCCAUGGCCCGAGGUGACCUUCUAGCAGGUUCCCCCAGGGAGGGGAGGCCACUAGCUGACUCACCACCUAAGAUGGCCCAGGUACUGACCUAGUGGCAGAGAAAACACAGCCUCACACCGAAUGCAACUUCCAGAACCCCUCUUCAGCUUCAGGCAGCCCCCUCCAACAGGUCCCCUCCUGAGCUCAGUCCCCACCCCAUACUCCCGGUGGGGACCAGGUCUUGCCUGGCUUCGGGGCUAACCGCCGGUCCCCUUUCUUCUCACCACAGUGCCCAUUCUUCAUCCAGGGAGAACCUCGGGGCUGGGAAUACCCUCUGGCCCUCACCCUGGGUCAUGUUUACAGUCCUCAAUGCCCCACACCAGGGGCCGCCUGAGGACACCCCCACCCUGACCUUGAUUUUCCCAAACGCUGCCUCUUGGUGACAGACUCAGCCUGAAACCCCUUCUUUCUGUCUUUGGAGACCCUUGGGCUUGGGGAAAUAUGGAGGGGGGUGUGUCUGCAAUCAAGGCCUCUCCAGCUCACGGCUGGCCCGGUGGGCUGGGACCUCAGUCUGAAUUUUAAAUACUUAGGGUGCAUUUUUUUUUUUCUGGCAACAAAACUUGAUGUUUUCACUGCUUUAGUUUCCUGUUUGCUGGUGGGAGGGGAUAUGAUCUGUGACUCUGGGCUUGGCUUGGGGGAACAGUUGUCCCUGCUGCUGGGGAGAGGGGCAGCUUGGGCUGGAGAAACACAGCCAGAGACAGAGCCCCUUGAGAGGGAUCCUUGGCUGCUUCAUUGUCUUCCCCCCAGCAAGCCCUGCUCUCCUCCACAGGCACCUCUGGGGUCUUGGUACGGUCCCCGCUCACCUCCUUCCAGAGUCCUGAGCGGUGUGGGUGGGGGUGGCACAGGAUCUGGGGCUUGGGAGGGGUUCGGAGCUGCCCAGAGCCCCGUGUCCUGGCAGACUCAGCGGGUGGGGUGAGGUGUUAACCCCAGUCCUGGCGUAGGUUUACAGACUCUCAAGGUACGCUGGCCCUGGUGUCCUGGGAGAGAGGGGUGGGGGAUGUCCCCUACCAAAGCACAAGGUGGGGUCAGGCUGCCUCCCAGGUUGGGUGUCGGGGGAGCUUUCUGGCAGCCUGGGAGGGAGAUGCAAGGGCUAAAAUAAAAUUUUGUCAAGUAA
Messenger RNA from Chlorocebus sabaeus (green monkey), 4135 nucleotides. The record is from RefSeq and is a predicted model, not a curated record. NCBI's taxonomy places the organism in Eukaryota, Metazoa, Chordata, Mammalia, Primates, Cercopithecidae.